UGUGAAAAUAAGUACACUGUCCCAGGAGAGGAUAACAAUUAUGUGUCUAAAAUAAUCAAUGAAGAUUUUUUUGUUGAUGAUCUAAUCACUGGCCAUGACAAUCAUGAUACCCUCAUGCAAAUUUGUGAUCACAUCACAUCAGUUUUAGCCUCAGGAUGUUUUCCAUUACAUAAAUGGUUAUUUAAUACUUGCUUAAACACACCUAAUGAAUCAAGACAUUUAUCUUUAGGAGAUGAUUGUUCAAAUAAAACUCUCGGUUUGGGUUGGUUCACUCAAAGUGAUGAAUUAUAUUUCACUACCAAACUUAAGGUAAACACACACACUGUUACUAAACGUUCAAUGUUAUCUGUAAUUGCUCAGAUUUAUGAUCCACUUGGGUUGUUAUCACCAACAAUCAUAUGUGCCAAAAUCUUAUUGCAAAAAUUAUGGCUUUCCAAACUUGACUGGGAUGACCCCGUUCCUCAUGAUGUGGUUCAGUCUUGGGAAAAGUUUAUUAAAUCAUUUGACUGUUUAAAGGAUAUUCGCAUUCCUCGACAUGUUAUAGGUUCACAUAAUCAAUACAUUGAACUUCACAUUUUCAGUGAUGCUUCACAAAGUGCUUAUGGUGCUUGUAGUUAUAUACGUUCUUAUUCAGACAAUUCACCAGUGUUUAUCAAAUUGUUAUGUUCAAAAAGUAAAACAGCUCCAUUAAAAGCUAUAAGUAUUCCUCGAUUAGAACUAUGUGGAUCUUUAGUGGGUGCCAAAUUGUUUGCAAAAAUAAGUAAAUCAUUGCGACUUAAAUUUCAUAAAGUAUAUUUUUGGACGGACUCCACCAUAGUGCUUGGAUGGCUUCGCAUGUCACCACAUCUUUUAAAAUCAUUUGUACAAAACCGAGUUACUGAGAUUAAUGAUAUUGCAAGUGAAGCUUGUUGGAGACACGUUAGCAGUGGGGACAACCCUGCUGAUUUGUUAUCUCGAGGCAUGAGUUUUGAUGCGCUUGAUAAAUGUCAAUUAUGGUGGAAUGGUCCUGCUUUUUUACACAAUCAUCAUUCAGAAUGGCCACAAAGGCAUUUUACAAAAGAAGUUCCUUCAGAUUUACCAGAAUUAAAAUCUGCAAGUGUAACUGAGAUGUCACUACAUUUAAAUUUAUAUAGUGGGUUAUUUGAUUUCAAUCGGUUUUCAUCAUUUAAUCGCUUAAAGCGCAGUGCAGCCUACGUACUACGAUUUAUUCAAAAUUCUCGUACAAAACGCAAUAAUCGUUUGGUUGGUCCGCUCUCGGUUGAAGAGCUGAAUACUUCCAGUACAUUAUUGACGCGAAUAUCACAAAUACAAUCUUUUCCUUUAGAGUACAACUGUUUAACGAAAAAUUUAAAACUAAAAUCUACUAAAAGUAUUACCGGUUUAUCUAUUUUUCUAGAUAAAGAUGGGUUAAUACGCAUAGGUGGUAGACUUGCAAAUUAUGACAAUUUUUCUUACAAUAAAAAGCAUCCUGUUUUACUCGAUAGCAAACAUUGUUUCACUCGUUUGUUAUUUGCAUUUGAACAUAAAAGAUUAUUCCACGCAGGACCUCAAUUACUUUUAUAUCACAUUAGAGAUGAAUGGUGGCCUUUAAAAGGUAGAAAUUUGGCUAGACAAACAGUUCAUAGAUGUGUUACUUGCACACGUUUCAAAGGUCAAACCUUGACACCCAUUAUGGGAAAUCUACCCUCUGAACGUUUUCAAUCAGGUUUUCCCUUCAUGCGCUGCGGAGUGGAUUAUGGAGGCCCAAUUUUGAUACUUAAUCGACGAGGUAGGGGUGCGCGAUUGGAAAAGAGUUAUAUUUGCUUAUUUGUUUGUUUUAGUACUCGUGCGGUGCAUUUGGAAUUAGUCACUAGUUUAACAACUGAUGGAUAUUUACAGGCUCUGAAAAAAUUUAUAUCUAGGCGUGGAAAACCAUUAGAAAUUCACUCAGAUAAUGCCAAAACGUUUAUUGGUGCUAUGAAAGAGUUUUCCGAUUUCAUAGACAAUAAUUCAGAUGCAAUAGUAGAGUAUGCACAUGAUAAUCAUAUCAAAUUUAAAUUUAUUCCACCUUAUGCGCCUCAUUUUGGAGGUUUAUGGGAGGCAGGCAUCAAAUCCUGUAAAUUUCACUUAAAACGCGUGGUAGGCAAUGCCCAUUUAACUUAUGAAGAAUUUAGCACGGUUUUAGCCCAAAUUGAGGCUAUUCUAAAUUCUCGUCCCAUUUCCCCUUUGUCCUCUAAUUCCUCAGACCUUUUACCUCUUACCCCCGCUCACUUCCUCAUUGGCCGCCCGCUGACAGCACCAGCUUCUGAAGAUCUAACUACUACACCAUCACAUCGGUUGACACGCUAUCACAGAAUUGAACAACUCAGACAACAUUUCUGGCAACGUUGGUCUAAGGAGUAUGUCUCUGAACUCCAAACUAGAACUAAAUGGAAGAGUCCAAGUCGAGAUAUCACCGAAGACAUGUUAGUCCUUAUAAAAGAAGAUAAUUCUCCACCCUUAAAAUGGCGUCUUGGAAGAGUCACUGAAGUCUCAAGAGGCAAAGAUGGAGUAGCUCGAGUUGCCUAUAUUCGCACAUCUGAAGGCAUAAUUCAAAGGGCUUGUUCGAAAAUAUGUCCCAUCUUUCCAGAGGACGAGGACCCUGAAGAAGAAGACAUUGGAAGAGUUCUUCCAAGGCCGGGGGCAUGUUAAUGCGCAACACCGAACACAAUAACGUCAAUGUCAUCUGUCUAUCAAGUGCAAGUCAAUUCAACGUCAACCGUCAACUGUCAUUCACUACUCUGUAUCUGUAAUUAAUUUUCACUAACUGAAAAGAAAUGUACGCUUCAAAAUUAA
Messenger RNA from Bicyclus anynana (squinting bush brown), 2814 nucleotides. RefSeq lists its product as uncharacterized. The coding region runs from base 115 to 2670 and encodes 851 amino acids. The record is from RefSeq and is a predicted model, not a curated record. Gene Ontology annotation, molecular function: nucleic acid binding. Gene Ontology annotation, biological process: DNA integration. NCBI's taxonomy places the organism in Eukaryota, Metazoa, Arthropoda, Insecta, Lepidoptera, Nymphalidae. The transcript has a single exon.